GUCUUGUAAUGCAGCCACUGUGGAUAAAAGUGAAUUACUGUGCUUAAUUUACCCUUUUGUCUCCCUUCAGGAUGGAUUGUAGGAAUGCCCCAUGGAAAAUUACAAUCAAACAUCAACUGAUUUCAUCUUAUUGGGGCUGUUCCCACAAUCAAGAAUUGGCCUUUUCGUAUUCACCCUCAUUUUUCUCAUUUUCCUAAUGGCUCUAAUUGGAAAUCUAUCCAUGAUUCUUCUCAUCUUUUUGGACAUCCAUCUCCACACACCCAUGUAUUUCCUACUUAGUCAGCUCUCCCUCAUUGACCUAAAUUACAUCUCCACCAUUGUUCCAAAGAUGGUUUACGAUUUUCUGUAUGGAAACAAGUCUAUCUCCUUCACUGGAUGUGGGAUUCAGAGUUUCUUCUUCUUGACUUUAGCAGUUGCAGAAGCACUGCUCCUGACAUCAAUGGCCUAUGAUCGUUAUGUGGCCAUUUGCUUUCCUCUCCACUAUCCCAUCCGUAUAAGCAAAAGAGUGUGUGUGAUGAUGAUAACAGGAUCUUGGAUGAUAAGCUCUAUCAACUCUUGUGCUCACACAGUAUAUGCACUCUGUAUCCCAUAUUGCAAGUCCAGAGCCAUCAAUCAUUUUUUCUGUGAUGUUCCAGCUAUGUUGACGCUAGCCUGCACAGACACUUGGGUCUAUGAGAGCACAGUGUUUUUGAGCACCACCAUCUUUCUUGUGCUUCCUUUCACUGGUAUUGCAUGUUCCUAUGGCCGGGUUCUCCUUGCUGUCUACCGCAUGCACUCUGCAGAAGGGAGGAAGAAGGCCUAUUCGACCUGUAGCACCCACCUCACUGUAGUGUCCUUCUACUAUGCACCCUUUGCUUAUACCUAUCUACGUCCAAGAUCCCUGCGAUCUCCGACAGAGGACAAGGUUCUGGCUGUUUUCUACACCAUCCUCACCCCAGUGCUCAACCCCAUCAUCUACAGCCUGAGAAACAAGGAGGUGAUGGGGGCCCUGACACGAGUGAUUCAGAAAAUCUUCUCGGUGAAAAUGUAGACAUACGUUCUGUCUUAGAGUCAAAGCGCUAGGUUCAUAUCAACUUAGUAGUGUACAGCAGUGAAGAAAAGCAUUAUUACAUGCCCAGUGUGUCAAA
Pan troglodytes (chimpanzee) is the source of this 1127-nucleotide messenger RNA. RefSeq names its product olfactory receptor 2L2. NCBI's taxonomy places the organism in Eukaryota, Metazoa, Chordata, Mammalia, Primates, Hominidae. Gene Ontology annotation, biological process: G protein-coupled receptor signaling pathway. Bases 92 to 1030 code for a protein of 312 amino acids. The record is from RefSeq and is a predicted model, not a curated record. Gene Ontology annotation, cellular component: membrane. Gene Ontology annotation, molecular function: G protein-coupled receptor activity; olfactory receptor activity. The transcript has a single exon.